UUUCACAACUGUUUUUACGGAUCACUAUUCCCCCCAGCCCUUCCCUCUUAUUACCUCUUGCAUUACACAUAUUCUCUAUGUUUCCAUAUCUCAUCUAAAGGGUAAGCAAUGCUUCAAUUGCUUCAUAUCAUAUAAGCAUAUAAAACACAAUUCAAUAAUUUGAUCUUCACAUGUUUCAAUCAGCAAAAAAGUGUGAUUUCGGAGUCACCAUUUGUAUACCUUAUUAACGCGUUUAUUCAUAUGGUGCAGGCUUGAAAAUGUCUAAGGUACUGCUUCAUGGAACUCUUCAUGUUACCAUCUAUGAGGUUGAUAAGCUUCAUGGUGAAGGUGGUGGCCCUAAUAUGUUUGGGAAGCUUAUGGCAAACAUACAAGAAACUGUUGGAUUUGGGGAAGGAACUCCAAAGAUCUAUGCAACAAUCGAUCUAGAAAAAUGUAGAGUUGGACGAACGAGAAUGAUAGAGAACGAACCACAAAACCCAAGAUGGUUCGAAUCAUUCCACAUCUACUGUGCCCACUCAGCAUCUAACGUAAUCUUCACAGUCAAGGACAACAACCCGAUCGGCGCAACACUGAUCGGUCGAGCUUACAUGCCCGUUAGCGAGCUCACUGAAGGCGAUGAGGUCGAUAAAUGGCUAGAGAUCAUGGACGAAAACAAAAAUCCCAUACCAGCUGGAGCCAAAAUUCACGUCAAACUACAGUUCUUUGAUGUUACUCAAGAUCGAAACUGGGCUCACGGGGUUAAAACCGCUAAAUAUCCUGGAGUUCCCUACACAUUCUUUGCUCAAAGACAAGGAUGUCGUGUUUCAUUGUACCAAGAUGCACAUGUUCCAGAUAACUUCAUCCCUAAAAUACCCCUUGCGGGUGGGAAGUAUUACGAGCCGCAAAGAUGCUGGGAAGAUGUGUUUGAUGCGAUAAGUAAUGCGAAACACUUCAUCUACAUUACUGGAUGGUCUGUGUACACUGAGAUUGCGUUGAUUAGAGACGAUAAGAGACCGAAAGAGGGAGGUGAGGUCAUGCUUGGUGAGCUUUUAAAACGAAAGGCGGACGAAGGUGUUCGUGUUGCAAUGCUUGUUUGGGAUGAUCGAACAUCUGUAACCGCGUUUAAGGAAGAUGGGUUGAUGGCUACACACGAUGAAGAGACUAAAAACUACUUUCAAAAUACUGAUGUUUAUUGUAUUUUAUGUCCGCGUAAUCCGGAUGAUGGUGGAAGCAUUAUUCAAGAUCUUCAAAUUUCUACUAUGUUUACACACCACCAGAAGAUUAUAGUGGUUGAUCAUGACAUGCCGAAUGGUGGUUCGAAGCGGCGAGUGGUUAGUUUUGUUGGUGGGAUUGAUUUGUGUGAUGGUAGAUAUGAUAGUGCUACUCAUACUCUUUUUAGGACUCUGCAUUGCAUUCACCAUGAUGAUUUCCAUCAGCCGAACUACACCGGUGCGAGCAUAACUAAAGGCGGUCCACGUGAGCCGUGGCACGAUAUCCACUCGCGGCUUGAGGGACCGAUUGCUUGGGAUGUUUUGUUUAAUUUUGAUCAAAGGUGGAGGAAACAAGGUGGGAAAGAUGUUUUAGUUAACUUAAGAGAACUUAAGGGAGUACUAAUCCCUCCGUCUCCGGUCACGUUUCCGGAUGACCAAGAAACGUGGAACGUUCAGCUUUUCCGGUCAAUUGACGGUGGUGCCGCCUUCGGGUUCCCGGACUCUCCGGAAGAAGCGGCUAAAUCGGGUCUCGUGAGUGGAAAGGAUAACAUAAUUGAUAGGAGUAUUCAAGAUGCGUAUAUUCAAGCGAUACGUAGAGCCAAAAACUUUAUUUAUAUCGAAAACCAGUAUUUUCUAGGAAGCUCGUUCGCGUGGAAAUCUAGUGACAUUAACAUCAAUGAAAUCGGUGCUUUGCACCUUAUUCCAAAAGAGCUUUCUUUAAAGAUUGUUAGCAAGAUUGAGGCGGGUCAAAAAUUUAUUGUUUAUAUUGUCGUGCCAAUGUGGCCUGAAGGGAUCCCAGAAAGUGGAUCUGUUCAGGCCAUAUUGGACUGGCAACGGAGAACAAUGGAGAUGAUGUAUAAAGAUAUUGUUAAGGCACUCCAAGCCAAGGGACUUGAUGAUGAUCCAAGAGAGUAUCUCACUUUCUUUUGCCUUGGAAACCGCGAAGUGAAAGAUGGCGAAGAACAUGAACCUACCGAAGCACCUGAACCGGGUUCCGGAUAUCAUCAUGCCCAACAAAACCGACGCUUCAUGAUCUAUGUACAUUCCAAAAUGAUGAUUGUUGAUGAUGAAUACAUAAUAGUUGGAUCCGCUAAUAUUAACCAACGAUCUAUGGAUGGUGCUCGAGAUUCUGAAAUAGCUAUGGGAGCCUACCAACCAUACCACCUAGCCGGGAAGCAACCGGCAAGGGGUGAAAUCCACGGGUUUCGUAUGGCUCUAUGGUAUGAACACCUUGGCAUGAUUGACGACACUUUUGAGCACCCAGAGAAUGCUGAAUGCGCGAGAAAGGUGAACCAAAUGGCUGAUAAAUAUUGGGAUAUAUACGCUAGUGAUGAUCUAGAUCGCGAUCUACCUGGACACUUGCUUCGCUACCCCGUUGGUAUUACUAGGGAUGGUGAUGUUACCUCACUGCCCGGAAUCGAGUGUUUUCCGGAUACAAGUGCAAAGAUCCUCGGUGCUAAAUCUGAUUACCUUCCUCCUAUCCUUACUACCUAAGACAAGUUUUG
Messenger RNA from Helianthus annuus (common sunflower), 2695 nucleotides. Its product is annotated as phospholipase D alpha 1. Gene Ontology annotation, cellular component: plasma membrane. The transcript has 3 exons. The record is from RefSeq and is a predicted model, not a curated record. Lineage: Eukaryota; Viridiplantae; Streptophyta; Magnoliopsida; Asterales; Asteraceae. Gene Ontology annotation, biological process: phospholipid catabolic process; phosphatidylcholine metabolic process. The coding region runs from base 258 to 2684 and encodes 808 amino acids. Gene Ontology annotation, molecular function: D-type glycerophospholipase activity; calcium ion binding.